AAGGACCAAGCAACCUUCGAUCGAUGGGUAUUCGUUUACCGUUUAUGGUUAAUGCAAAACACACCUCGUUGAAGUCGAACAAUGUUCCAAAGGGUCACGUUGCAGUUUACGUGGGAGAUGUCGAAAAGAAGAGGUUCGUGGUGCCGAUAUCGUAUUUGAAGCACCCUUUGUUUCUUGAUUUGCUGAACCGAGCAGAAGAAGAGUUUGGGUUCAACCAUCCCAUGGGAGGCCUCACAAUUCCUUGCAAGGAAGAAGCUUUCGUCAAUCUCACUUCUCAAAUGCGUGCUUUCUGAGACAGACAUACCAUUGUUACGUACUACGUAGUACUACCAUAUAUUAGUUGACUGCAUUUUAACUCACUCACCAUUGUUACUGUUAUUAUGAGAUUGUGUUCAAACUUAUGAGUUAACUCUGUCUGGAGAAUCAAAAUUGAUGGCCUAUGGCCUUGCCAAU
Messenger RNA from Vigna radiata var. radiata (mung bean), 453 nucleotides. RefSeq names its product auxin-induced protein X10A. The record is from RefSeq and is a predicted model, not a curated record. Gene Ontology annotation, biological process: response to auxin. The transcript has a single exon. Bases 24 to 293 code for a protein of 89 amino acids. Lineage: Eukaryota; Viridiplantae; Streptophyta; Magnoliopsida; Fabales; Fabaceae.